This is a messenger RNA of Papaver somniferum (opium poppy), 720 nucleotides long. RefSeq names its product peroxygenase-like. The coding region runs from base 1 to 720 and encodes 239 amino acids. Gene Ontology annotation, molecular function: monooxygenase activity; calcium ion binding. NCBI's taxonomy places the organism in Eukaryota, Viridiplantae, Streptophyta, Magnoliopsida, Ranunculales, Papaveraceae. The record is from RefSeq and is a predicted model, not a curated record. The transcript has a single exon.
AUGGGGAGGAGGAGUGAAGCGUUGGAAACUGUCGCGCGUCAAGCACCAGUCACGGCUAAAAGGAUGGUUUGUGGUGAUUUGGAAGAGACACUUCCUAAGCCUUACAUGCCUCGUGCUUUGGUUGCUCCCAACACAGAUCACCCAAAUGGUACACGGGGUCACAAGCAUUACAACAUGAGUGUUCUGCAGCAGCAUGUGGCUUUUUUCGAUAGGGAUGAUAAUGGCAUCAUUUACCCAUGGGAAACAUAUUCAGGUCUAAGAGCAAUUGGUUUCAAUGUCAUUGCUUCCUUUGUUAUGGCGAUUCUCAUUAACGGGGCCUUGAGUUAUACUACGUUGCCUAGUUUGAUCCCAUCACCUUUUUUCCCAAUAUACAUACACAAUAUUCACAGAUCCAAGCAUGGAAGCGACAGUGGAACUUAUGAUACUGAAGGAAGGUUUGUUCCCGUGAAUCACGAAAACAUGUUCAGCAAAUAUGCUAGAGCAGUACCUGAGAAGAUGACAUUCAAGGAAGUCUGGCACAUGACUGAAGGCAACAGGAAUGCGUACGAUUUCUUCGGCUGGAUUGCAGCAAAGUUAGAAUGGGGACUUCUCUACAUUCUUGCACGAGAUGAGGAGGGAUUUUUGUCCAAGGAGGCCGUUCGCAGGUGUUUCGAUGGUAGCUUGUUUGAGUAUUGUGCUAUGCUCCAAAGAGAGAGAGCUCUAGGUGCUAAGGCAGAUUAA